GUACGCCUUGUUGCUAUGGGAAAGGAAAGAAACUUCAUAUAGGUGAUGUCGAGUCACUCGUCGUGAACGGAGACGACGGUGAAGGUUUGCCCAAUAUGCCGACUCUCCAGCUACGCACGUCGAUUGAAGGGCAGGACCCCAUCGCCACUUCUAUUCCGACUGACUUUGUGUCGCUGGCUUCGAUAUGUCUUUUCUUGACCCUUAUGGCGGCGAGCUUGAGGAUAUUUACCAAGACGGUUGACAUUAAGCGGGUGCAAGUCGAUGAUUAUGUAAUUAUUAUUUCGACAGUUGGCUUCACUGUCUUCAUCGGGAUCAUGUUCGCAGCAGCCAAUGCGGGUCUCUCCUUGCCCACCGCCGAACUCUCUCUCCAGCAAUACAAGAGCGCUGUACGACUGUCCGACGCCCUUGAUAUCACAUACGCUCCAACAAUGUUCGCUGCAAAGCUUGCCAUUCUCAUCCAAUUGGCGAGAUUCCGCCACGCUCGGAAACAACUUGUCUAUUGGAGCGUAAGGUUUCUUAUUGUGUUGAAUGUCCUAUGUUAUACCGGGGUGUUCAUCGUCCAGGCCAUCAACUGCUACUUCAACUCCAACCUGGAUGCUAAGACUGCUCCUGGAUUGUCCGGCACUCGCAACUUUACCGGGAUUACCUCCGGAACUACUAAUGUCAUUUCCAAUCUGUUCAUCUUGGUGUUGGCUGUGUUUGGGGUCGCUGCGAUGCAGCUUUCACGAACACGACAAGUAUUUUUGGGUCUUAUGCUCCUGUUGGGAAGCUUCACUUGCGCUGCCAGUAUUGUCAGAUUGGUGUACAGCGUUCGAGUCGAGGGGAGCCCUGACUUCAGUGUCACGGUAUGGGCGCUCCACAAGUGGUCAAUCGGAGAGCUCACGUCAAUCAUCUACUGUGCCUGUUGUCCAACAUUCCCUCGUCUCCUUCAAUACAUCCAAGGACGGAGUUCCCCCUCGCCACCUACCCACACCAAACAAAUCGACGACCUAGAAAACUCUCGUUCCGAGACAGCCAUGUCCGACUACGAAUUCGAGGAGCUCCUUAAACAGCCCCCAAAAGUCUUCAACGGCAUACGAUACUACAACAAACCCACCCCAAUCCCACAACCCCUGGCUCGCUCCAACUCCGCAAAAACCUACCGCAUCCCCAUCACCCGCUCCAACUCAACCCCAACACGCAACUUCUCACGAACCAUCUACACCGACUCGCCCCAACAAAACACAUCCCGCACCUCGAUUCUCCGCACAACCUCCCCACCCCCAAUCCAACCCCAAAAAUCCCUCCGCAGAACCCCAAUCUACCACAUCGACGCCCUCGCCUCGCUCCCCCCACCCCCACCGAUCCCCUUCACGCCACCGUAUCCCUCUACACCCGUCCACAGUAUCCCAGAAUACGACAUCCCCAUCUCACCUGGCUCGCCUACGCAAUCGCAUUUCCCGGUGUCGCCGUCUACAACGAAUAACACGUCGUGGCCGUCGCCUACGCAGACGGAGUUCUCGGUGCCGGAGGUCAACGAUGCGACGCAGCUGAGGAUGAUGCCUGUUUACUUCGCGACUAUCAGGAAGACUGUUGAUGUUAGGGUUUCGAGUCACACGAAUCCUGGAAGUCCUAUUACGUGGGCGAAGGGCGGGACACCGCGGAUGUGGUAGGUAGAUAGGGUGCGUGGUAUCAAACACGUAUUGAUGUACCUCGUGUGAGUGCUUGGUCGAUCAUGAUGAAUGAUGUGAUGAGAGACUGCGCGUUAUAUCGUCUUCGCACGCGUGUGCCUGCACGUCCACACAAGCAUUCGCACAUCAAGGCGCAAUUCCCUCAUCCGUGCACGAGACUACUAUUGCUCCUUGCGAUCCUGUCCGCCCGUCUUUUCCGACCAUUUCACGGCAUUCUGGGGUUUUAACCUAUCGUCAAUUGCUCACUUUCUACGUCCGCGAUCAUCCUCACUGCGUCUUACUUCUUCGUUCCUUGAUGAGUACCGUCAAACACCGCCAUCACAGCGCACGAAGGAUCCACUCGACAUGCCAACCUCCACAAGGUCAACUCAACAUCCAGCAUCUACCUUCACCACGUCCAUGUUGAAUCCAAUACCGACCAACCAUUACAAUCCGGACCUCGACUACCCUUCUUUUUCAAACUCAUUCUACCUACCUUACUCCCUCUCAUAUCCUCCACCGCCCUUUUCCAUCUUUCCGCAGCAUUCUUCUUCU
This is a messenger RNA of Periconia digitata, 2204 nucleotides long. The record is from the annotation of a GenBank genome assembly. Lineage: Eukaryota; Fungi; Ascomycota; Dothideomycetes; Pleosporales; Periconiaceae.